Molecule: messenger RNA, 1190 nt
Organism: Marasmius oreades (fairy-ring Marasmius)
Lineage: Eukaryota; Fungi; Basidiomycota; Agaricomycetes; Agaricales; Marasmiaceae
Exons: 2
Coding region: 115-1041 (308 amino acids)
Biological process (GO): regulation of transcription by RNA polymerase II; cell differentiation
Molecular function (GO): RNA polymerase II cis-regulatory region sequence-specific DNA binding
Source: RefSeq, a predicted model, not a curated record
GUUCGGAAAGCCUAUACGCUUCCUGUUGCCCUCUUGCAGGGUUUUUCCUCAACCAGCAUUGCAAUUCUUGAUUUCUCUAUUUCUCUAUUCGUUUAUCCGGUCUUACUAUCACUGAUGCCCACUAUUCCCGUUUCUCGUUCCUCAUCUCUCACCAGUGUCGCUAGUGACGACGCUCAGGCUGACGCUGCUCGUUCACGAAGAAAACGCUUCUCCAAUGUCCAGACUAUGAUACUAGAGAACAUGUAUAGACAUAAUUCUCGUCCUUCUCGGCAAGAACGCGAAACGCUGUCCAAAGCAGGUCAAAUAGACGUCAAAUCAGUAACGAUAUGGUUCCAAAACAAACGACAGUUGGAACGAAAAAGUGCUUCUCAUCGUGUGGAGGGGAAGCUUCACCACCACAGCAAGAGACACAGUGACAAUAGUCGACAUUCGCACUCGCGUCCACGGUCCCCAGUUUCACGUUCACCCUCAUUACCAGUGCCUCUGUCCUCAUCGUUCCCUCCCACAGUCCGUCCAUCACUCGAGCGAGUUGCAUCACGCUCAGAGCUUGCCUUACCUCCCGAACCGCAAACACCUAAACGCAGUCCUUGUACUGUUACUGGUCGGGGUAACCUGCCCAUAUGGGAGUGCAUGCCCUCCUCACCACCUGGCCCCCUCGAAAGCCCUCCAGCUCGUGAUUUCGUCGAAUUUGGAAAACUGAAGAGGUCUAUCACCCUGGAAUGGGCUUGUGCGAGGAGGAGGAUGGCCGAGAAGGAGGGUGGGGCAAGGGCUGUGGGUGAGGAGGAGGAAGAGGGCGAUGAAGUGGAUAGAAUCAUGUCGGAAAAGGCUAGAGCAAAGAUGUUCAAUCUGCCGUCAAAGAGGAGAUUGGAGAGGUCGGUCACCUGGACUAUGGGCGAUGUUCGGAAAGUGUCUGCGAUUAGAGAGCCCUCCAGUUUGAGGAGAUCGGAAUCAUACAACCAGCAACAGGACGAUGACGAUGUCAUGCGAGCUGCAUUGGUUCUAUGCGGGUUGGGUCGUGGACACGGUGACGGUAAAUCAUGACUUCCGUCGGGUCACAUACCUAUCAGUGUAUACCACCUCUGUAUAAUAUGUACAUGGUCUGCAGCUCGUUCGGGACUGUAUAUACGGGUGUUUUUGGAUAUGUAUGUACCAAGGAGAGGUUGAAUGCAAACGACACAUUCUUUUAGUGA